This is a messenger RNA of Malania oleifera, 1957 nucleotides long. RefSeq lists its product as uncharacterized. The record is from RefSeq and is a predicted model, not a curated record. The coding region runs from base 465 to 1730 and encodes 421 amino acids. The transcript is spliced from 10 exons. NCBI's taxonomy places the organism in Eukaryota, Viridiplantae, Streptophyta, Magnoliopsida, Santalales, Ximeniaceae. Gene Ontology annotation, cellular component: U5 snRNP.
AUUUACAUUUGAUAAGCAUGGCCACCCAAAGCAUCUGCCAAUUUAAAAAAUUACAAAUUAAACACAAGUAUAGUAGAGAACUCCAAAAACGUGAGUAAAGAAAAUAAUUCGCAGUGUGUGUAUAUAUAUAUAACUUUUAUAAGUUGAAGUUGAGUGACCUUGUUGAAGCUAAUGUAAAAAAUUUGCUUUGGUAUAAUGCUAAAUCUAGGCUCAAUGCCUUUGUUCAAACAGAGCCCAAGGGCGAGGGAGAAAAUGCCAAUGUCCGCUGAGUUGAAGUUGGCGUAGGCUGUAGUAGCCUUGUUGCAUCCAAAAUAGAAGCCGAAACCUUGUCCGCCUCUCUACACUUCCAGAUAUAUCAUUUGCUUCAUUGAAAGCUUUCUUCUGAGUUUUUUUGUCUCCCUUGAAAGCGUUUGUGCCAGCAGCUGCUACAGAUCCCAGCUCGGUUCCUCCGAUUCGGUGCUGCUAUGGAGGAGGAGCAGCCUUCUCGAAAGCGCCCAUUCCCCGAGGACGAAGACCUCAACAGCAAACACUCCGCGCAAAAGAGGGUGAGAUUUCCAAAAGGAAAGAAGGUGAAGCCAGGAGAAGAAGCUGUUGGUGCAACCCAAACAGGUGAUGGUUCAAAAGAAUGGAAUGCUGAUCCCCGCCUUGCUGCCAAAGAGCGUGCAAAUCGGCGCAGUCAGAUGACAACUGAGCUUUGUAGUGAAGAAGGUAGAGGGAUUCUUCAUGACAUCUCAGCAGCUGAAGUGAAUUAUGAGGACAAUGACACUUUUGUUGAUGAUGGGAUCCAAAUAGAACCUUUUAAUCUGGAGAAAGAGAGGGAAGAAGGGUACUUUGAUGCAGAAGGAAAUUUUGUUGAGUACGUGAAUGAUAGUGAAAUUAAGGAUGCUUGGCUUGAUAGUGUUGAUGUCGAUCCAAGAUUCGCUGAGAAGGCCUCUACAGUUACAAGUAAUGAAGAUGACAUUGACCUAUCAUCUGCUGAAAUUGGGAAGAUGAAGAGGCGUAUUGCUGAUCUACUUGGGCCAGGAGAGACUAUUCUACAAGCUUUGAAAAGGUUGAAAGGAACUUCAAAUAGCAAGAAGGAAAAGAUGCCUCCAGAAAUAAAGCUUCUGUUUGACCAGCUAACAGAAGAUGCCAUGAAGCUAAUGGAGAAUGGCGAUUACAACGUGUAUCAUGAAAGACAGGAAGUUUUUGUACGCGAAGCAGAAGGAUAUGAGAGGUUGGCUCAGGUUAGAGGAGAGGGCACAUCGAGUUCUGGCGAUGGUAAUCCUGAUUCUGGUUUGGUGAAGGACUUGUUUUCAAGUGCGAUCAAUCCUGGAGUAGCCUCUUCAGUAUUUCCUGACACAGCUCUUGGUCAUUCACACCUGAAUGCAUCUACUGGAGAAAUUUCAUCAAGCAAUGGCGCCGAGACAUUUGAUAUGUUUGCGGAAGAUGAUGAAAAUAUUACUCCCAAUCCAUCCUCUGAUAAUGGAAAUUCGAUUACCAGCCCCCAUCCUGAUAGAAUGAAUCAACCAUUAUCAGAAGCUUCAAACAUGGGUUCUGACACUGGAAAUAUGCAAAAUGAUUACGUAUAUGACGAAUCUUCUGGGUACUACUACAGCAGCAGUUUGGGCUAUUACUAUGACCCAUCCACAAAAUUGUAUUGUUGUGCAGCAUCAGGACAAUGGUACUCAUUUAAUGAGCAUACAGGUGCUUAUGAAGAAAUUAAUGAAGUUGCAUCCAGUGUGAGCUGAAGAAGAAAGUUUUGGAACUUCCAAGUGUUUGUACAGAUCAGAAAGGCCUAGAAUCUCGGAUAGCAUUUGUUAUUUUAUUUUAUUUUUUUAUUCCCAUCUCACUUUCCAGUUCAAGACCCAAGUGCACCGGAUGUAUCUGGUUUAUAAUCUUGUUAACUGUUCUUACCUCUCUCAUCUUGUUCGAUGGAUGAUAAUUAUAAAACCAAGGCAUUAAUGCUUUCUUCUCA